AUGCUGGACGCGGGUGCUGAUUGGACCAACUUGAUGACCUAUGAUCUGCAUAGGGUGUGGGAUGGUUUGGACCGCAGAUGGAUUUGCAAGGUGAUGCAGGCCCACAUGAAUCUUACCGAAAUCAAGUUGGCCCUUGACCUGAUGUGGCAAGCCGGAGUGGAGCCAUCCAAGAUCGUGAUGGGCACUGGGUUCUAUGGUUAUUUAUUCACUGUAGAUGAUCCCUCCUGCGUAGAGCCAGGCUGUGCAUUCUCCUAUGCUGGAAAUGCUGGUCCCUGUACUGCCACAGCAGGCGUCCUCUCUUAUAAAGGUAUAACUUCAGACUUCUCCUCUUCGCACGCUGCAUUCACCUUAAAGAUAAGUGUUAAUGCAGAAAAACCUCUAGAGAUUGUUGAGUAUAUGAAUUCUGAUGAUGCGGUCGUCUUUCUUGAUGACACUGAUGCAGUGAAUUACAUGAUCUGGGACUCAUCCACCCAGUGGGUUUUGUUUAAUACCAACAUCACAUUCCAGCAGAAGAUUGCCUAUGCCAAUGAAGUCUGCUUGGGGGGUGUGAUGAUCUGGUCGCUGGACCAGGAUAUAUAUGACUGCGGCCUGCUGGGUAAGGAAGUCGCUAGCGGGGACCUGCUUACUGGUGGCUCUAUGAGUGACCAGACCGCGCAGGACCUCGCGACCCUCUAUUCUGCCUAUACAGGAACGGACUGCUACAUCUCAGACUGUGUGGAUUAG
Messenger RNA from Aspergillus pseudoviridinutans, 723 nucleotides. Its product is annotated as glycoside hydrolase family 18 protein. The record is from RefSeq and is a predicted model, not a curated record. Gene Ontology annotation, biological process: carbohydrate metabolic process. The coding region runs from base 1 to 723 and encodes 240 amino acids. The transcript is spliced from 3 exons. Lineage: Eukaryota; Fungi; Ascomycota; Eurotiomycetes; Eurotiales; Aspergillaceae.